Molecule: messenger RNA, 1026 nt
Organism: Debaryomyces fabryi
Lineage: Eukaryota; Fungi; Ascomycota; Pichiomycetes; Serinales; Debaryomycetaceae
Product: pseudouridine synthase
Exons: 1
Coding region: 1-1026 (341 amino acids)
Biological process (GO): pseudouridine synthesis
Molecular function (GO): RNA binding; pseudouridine synthase activity
Source: RefSeq, a predicted model, not a curated record
AUGAAACCUACAUUUUUAAAAUGUUUGCAAGCCAUAGAUAAGGGUCAUAUUUAUAGAAAUAUUAGCAUAAUUGAUAUACACUCUAGAUAUUUGAUCAUAAAUAAGCCUUCAGGUAUCCAAUGCAAUGGAACAAAAAAUCAUUCAAACUAUCUACUUCCUCAGUUAUAUAAACAGCUAAAGACACAUUUUUCUGCAAACAACCCCAACUAUAAAUUGAAUCCAGACCAAUAUAAAAUAGUUCACCGAUUAGAUAAAUAUGUCAGUGGAGGGUUAAUUAUUGCUCGAGGAAAGAAUGCAGAUGCUUUCAGGAAAUCAUUUUCCAAGCAAAACUCCAAUUUAUCAGUUAAACGUAAAUAUAUUGGGUUGAUUCCUAUUCCUAGUGAUCUUAGCUUCAAGCAAUACUUACAUGGACUUUCAAAUCUUAGGAUUGGUUAUGAAACUGAAGCUGAAUAUUUGAAUAUUCCUGAGAAAACUAUCAAAAACGAAGAAAAAGGACUCAUUUUCAAAGAUGAUCUACUAGCGGAAGGUAUCAUAAACUUCAACAUUACUGCACUACCAAAAGACGAUAGAAAGAAUAAGAACAAUGGAGAUUUAAUGAAUUAUAAUGCUCUAACCAAAUUCAAAAUCUUGCAUUCUUUCUUUCACGAACCUACGACUGAACAGAUAUCAAAAUUUCCCAAGUUGUACAAGAAUAAGACUAUAUACCCCAUAAUAAUAGAGUUAGAAACUGGAAGAAAAAACCAAAUAAGAGAUCAUAUUUUACAAGCUUUCAAGAUACCACUAUUGAACGACGAAAAAUUUAAUGAUUUCAAAAUGGUUCAGCGUUCUAGUAACUCCAAUAUCAAUAGCGAGGUAUACGCUAGUAAUCAGAUUGGCUUGCACUCAGCCUAUAUAAGCAUUCUGAAAACUUCCUUUUCAAAUGAAUAUAUAAUACCAAUUCCGGAAGUUGAUAAACUUCUCUGGAAAGGCUUCCUCAAUGGGAAUUCAUUUAUAGAUGCUAUCGACCAUGAACUUCGAAACUUUUAG